Adineta ricciae is the source of this 1089-nucleotide messenger RNA. The record is from the annotation of a GenBank genome assembly. Lineage: Eukaryota; Metazoa; Rotifera; Eurotatoria; Adinetida; Adinetidae.
AUGUCGUCGUCGUCGUCUAUUUACCACACCGUCCCGAUUUGUCCGGAUCUUCCUAGAACUAACCGAUAUUAUAGUAUCGAUGAAGUUCAUGAUCAUCCGUCUGAUAUUUAUUGGAUAUCUCAAUUAGAUGAUAACGUCAAGGAUGAAACUCGUUACAAAGUGAGAUACACGGUUACCAAUGGCUCUCAUACGUCAGCCAAUGACACACAUGCGAUUUUCUCCUCAUUUCUUUUUGCGUAUAAUUCACAUGAAGAUAUAGUUCUCUCUCCCGAUGAUAUUUGGUUGAUGGUAUGUAUCUACUUCUCACAGUAUGUGAACGACCAUGCCGAGCAACUUCGCAAGCUUUUUGUCGACCAUGAAGAUGGUCGAAAGAGAUUGACCAUCGUUCAAACUGCUCGACUUGAACCUGAUUGGGAGAGUUUUCUCGCACGAAUACGAACAAAAAUAGAUCAGAAUGUAAAAACUAAUGUGGCCGACUUGUUGUCUCCUCAGUUUUCGACAACAACAGCAAUCGAAUCACUUCUAUCAUCGCUUGUCGUGAUGAGCACAUGUCAAAAAUAUUUCGACUAUGAAUGUUAUAUCACCAAAUGUGGCAUUCGUAAUGUUCAUUUCCUUGGUACAUUGGAAGAUUGGAAAUUAUUACGAAAGAAAAUUCAAGAUUUAAAAAAAUUUAGUCGCGAUAGUUUCGAGAGUUACAUCAAUGCAAUAUUACCGGUGAUUGAUCAAUUUAUCGAUACUUAUCAAGGUAACGUCGACCAAGAAUUCUGGAAUAAGGUCAUGGAUAUCGAACAUGUCGGCGGUGGAAAGUCCGGAAAAACGGCUGGUACUUAUAUUAGCGGGUGGUUUCUUCGUCUUUGCUAUGGAUUGCAUUCGAAAUCUGACUGUGAAAUCAAGCAAAUCAAACUGAAUCAAUUGAAAGUAACGGUAGAAGUCAACAAUGAAGUAACCAAUGAAUCCAAGACAUGCUAUCUGCUCGGAGGUUUUCACGGCAUCGAUUCACGUAAUGAACGUCAUAAACCAGUGAUGAGUCUUGCCGUUAUCGAUGAUCUAUCAACGAUUCGACUUUUCAAACGAGAAAAAUCUGAAUGA